Messenger RNA from Nanorana parkeri, 4546 nucleotides. It is a transcript of the gene USP38, whose product is annotated as ubiquitin specific peptidase 38. Gene Ontology annotation, biological process: ubiquitin-dependent protein catabolic process; protein deubiquitination. The transcript has 11 exons. The coding region runs from base 623 to 3715 and encodes 1030 amino acids. NCBI's taxonomy places the organism in Eukaryota, Metazoa, Chordata, Amphibia, Anura, Dicroglossidae. The record is from RefSeq and is a predicted model, not a curated record. Gene Ontology annotation, molecular function: cysteine-type deubiquitinase activity; cysteine-type endopeptidase activity. Gene Ontology annotation, cellular component: cytosol; nucleus.
UGUUAACCAGAAGGAUGACGUCAUCAAGCUUACCCCGCAAUGUGGGCGGGACCGGGUUCCUCUGUUUUUCGCUCUGCCCUUUGGCAAGAAUCCAAUUGGCUGUCACAGACAAAGUCAUGAAGCCGCGUCAGCCAUCUUUUAUCCGUGCAGUCCAUUACAUUGGUUGAAGUAUAACUUAAAACGCGAAAACGACGAGGUAGAACUGCAACCGCCUGGCCAAAAACAACAUGCCUCGACGACGCCUGAAAAAAAGCUUUGGAAGGAGUAGCUCGAAAACUGCUUUGUUUUGCCCACAGUAAAAAUGCCCGCUCUGUCAAUCACGUGAUAUAGGUCUAACCGGCUAGUAGAGAGUGAUGAUUAUGGCAACAGGAGUGGAGAAAGAGAGAAGAUUGUGACCAGUCGCCGAGCCUUCGUCCAAUCACUAAGCGCCAGCUAGGCUCCGCCCAGAGAGCCCGGCUGUGAAGGAGCAAUAUGGCGGCGCUGUGUGUGGGAUCGCUGAGAGGUGACGCUUAUAGAGGUUAGGGAAGGAAGCGUUUCCAUAGACAGCCCGGCAUCUGAAGAGGAGAGAGAGUCCACCACAUCUUGUGACCGGCCGAUGUGGAAGUAGUUAUCUGGAGUCAGAAUGGACAAGAUUUUGGAAGGCUUGGUGACUUCCAACCAUCCCCUGAACCUGAAGAAAGUUAUUGUUAAAAAGGUUGUUGAGUCUGCUGAAAACUCUAUCAACGAGGAGCAAUGCAAAGCUAUGUUCAGUCUCACCACUCGCUUAAUACUGGAAGGAGAGGACUAUUUUCAAAAGCAAGUCGGGCACCAGGUUUUGGAAGCCUAUGCAAGAUAUCACCGCGCUGAGUUUGAAAACUUUUUCAAUAGAAACUUCGUUCUGACCCUCUUGCAAGAAGGCUAUAUAUCUUUAGACCGGAAAGAUGUAGCUAUUAUUGACUAUAUUCAUAGUGGGCUCAAGUUGAUUAUGAGCUGCCCAUCUGUUUUAGACAUAUUUGCUGUUUUGCAAGUAGAAGUAUUGAGACUGGUAUGUGAAAGACCGGAACCAUUGUUAUCGGCUAAGUUAAGUGAACUACUCAGUGACUUUGUGCAAUGUGUGCCCAAAGGGAAAAUGUCCAUUGCCUUUUGCCAACAGCUUGUUAGGACAAUUGGACAUUUUCAGUGUAUCUCUACAUCGGAAAAGGAGUUAAGGGAGUAUGUUUCUCAAGUUACCAAAGUUAGUGGUUUGCUGCAAAAUAUCUGGAAAGCUGAGCCAUGCACUUUACUCCCAUCUUUGCAAGAAGUGUUUGCAAUUAUUUCUUCCACAGAUGCUUCAUUUGAACCAUCUGUUGCUCUGGCAAGCCUUGUGCAGCACAUUCCCUUACAGAUGAUUACUGUUCUCAUCAGAAGUUUGACCACGGAUCCCAAUGUGAAAGAUGCAAGCAUGACUCAGGCUCUCUGCAGGAUGAUUGACUGGCUUUCCUGGCCUCUAGCACAGCAUGUGGAGACAUGGGUGAUUUCUCUGCUGAAGGGACUGGCAGCAGUCCAGAAAUUUACUAUUCUAAUUGAUGUCACUUUGCUCAAAAUCGAACUGGUGUUCAACAGACUGUGGUUUCCACUGGUAAGGCCUGGAGCAUUGGCCGUGCUCUCCCACAUGCUGCUUAGCUUCCAGCAUUCUCCAGAGGCUUUCCAUAUGGUUGUGCCACAUGUUGUCAACCUGGUUCAAUCUUUUAAAAGUGAUGGCCUCCCUUCCAGUUUAGCGUUCCUUGUCCAGUUUUCUGAACUGAUGCACUGCAUGAUCUAUCAUUAUUCUGGAUUUCCAGACCUUUAUGAACCUAUCUUGGAAGCUCUUAAGGACCUGCCAAAGCCCUCUGAAGAGAAAGUCAAACUCAUAUUAAACCAAAGUGCCUGGACAUCGCAAUCCAAUGCUUUGGCAUCAUGUUUACCCAGGCUAUCAGGGAAGUCUGAAACUGGAAAAACCGGUCUCAUUAAUCUAGGGAAUACCUGUUACAUGAACAGUGUUCUACAAGCACUUUUUAUGGCUACAGAUUUCAGGAGGCACGUGUUGUCACUGAAUAUGAAUGGGUGCAAUUCACUAAUGAAAAAGCUGCAGCAUCUCUUUGCUUUCUUGGCACACACUCAGAGGGAAGCUUAUGCUCCUCAGAUUUUCUUCGAGGCUUCUAGACCACCUUGGUUUACACCACGAUCCCAGCAGGACUGCUCGGAGUACCUCCGCUUUCUUUUGGACAGGCUACAUGAAGAAGAGAAGUCAUUCAGAGUUCUGUCCUCAAAGCCUGCUGCUGAUCCAAUGGUUACUGAUGGUAGCGUACAGUCAUCAGCAUCUGGAGAGACAGACGUCUUUCCUCAAGUGCAGAAUGCAUGGUGGGGUUGUGAAGAGAAAACGCUAAUAGAGGGCAUGUUUGGAGGGAAACUACAGACUAGCAUUUGCUGCCUGAACUGCAGAAGCACUUCUCAGAAGAUGGAAGCCUUCACUGACCUUUCUCUGGCCUUUUGUCCAUCUGAUAAACCUGUGCAAAGCAUGAUCUGCUCCCCAAAGGAGAAAGAUGAUGAUUGCAUAGAGAUAGAUGUUGCCCCAUCUAGUGACGCUCAGAGUGUUUUUCUUCAUUCAGCACAAGAAGGUAAUGUAGAGUCCACUGAACUAAAGUUUACCGUCAGCGAUCUUCAGUCCAGUAGUAACACCUCGGUGGAUGCAUCAGCAUAUAACAACACAUUGCAGCCUGACGGUGACAUGUGUCAAAAGGCUGAUAAGGAUGAAGCGCUUUCUGUUACGGACUUGUUGAGCUAUUUCCUAGCACCAGAGAUACUUGAUGGGGAAAAUCGAUAUCAUUGUGAAAAAUGUACUUCCCUCCAGAAUGCCGAGAAGACUAUGCAUAUAAUAGAAGAACCAGAAUACCUCAUUUUAACUCUAUUAAGGUUUUCAUAUGAUCCUAAAUGUCACGUGAGACGCAAAAUCCUGGAUAAUGUGUCCAUUCCACUGGCACUUGAAUUGCCAGUUGAAAGAUCUACCUCGGUAGCUUGUUCUGGAGAUGGAAGUCUAGAUGCAGAUGUUCCUGAUGUUAGUGAGAACCUGGCUAAAAAGCUGAAGCCAUCUGGUAUUGAAGAUCUAUGCUGCACACAGCUUGUCCCUUAUGUUCUAAGCUCCAUUGUGGUCCAUUCUGGUACCUCUUCAGAAAGCGGCCAUUACUACUCAUAUGCAAGGAAUGUCACCAGUGCAUCACGAUAUCUUUGCCAUGAGAAACCUUACCAAGGUCAUUUAGUGAGCAAAGAGACCUGUAACUCAGUUGCUGGAAAUGACACUGCGUGUAAUGACAUGUCUAAAGAAUGGUUUUUGUUUAAUGACAGCCGAGUGACAUUUACUUCAUUUCAGUCUGUUUUAAAUAUCACCAACCGUUUUCCAAAGGACACAGCUUAUGUGCUGUUAUAUAAAAAGCACAGUUGUGCUGAUGCGAGUAAUGUGCAUCCUAGUUCAGUAAAUGGACUUUGGGUAAAUGGGGAACCACCUCUUCAGAAGGAGCUGCUGGAUGCCAUUACAAAGGACAAUAAGCUCUACUUACAGGAACAGGAACUUAAUGCCCGUGCCCGAGCUCUACAAGCAGCAUCUGCUUCCUGCUCUUUCAGGCCCAAUGGAUUUGACGACAACGACCCUCCAGGAAGUUGCGGACCGAGUGGCGGGGGUGGAGAUGGAGGUUUCAGCACCAUCAGCAGACUUGUCUUUUAAAAAAAAAAAAAACAACAAAAUAUAUAGUGUCCAGUAUGCACUGAUGACUAAACCACACUGGACAUUUUGACUAUGUACUCCAAUCUCUUUUUCACUUCUCCAAAGUGUUGACAUAUCACAUUUUCCUUAAAACACCAAUAUAAUGAAUAGGCAGCUUAUAAUUUAUACUGGCGGAGAUAAUACAUGUGAUUUGAUACACACCAACAUUUGUUUCCCCACAAUGCCUUGAACUGGCUAAGCAAAGAAAAUUGUAUACAGUGAUGCUGUCAUGUAACAACUGGUGUGAUAACGCACAGAUGAUUUUGUUCCCCAUAUGUAAAUUUGGCCAGAGAUAGUAUUAUAUAUGGAACACAUUGUUCUGUGUUUCAUUUUUUCAAAUGCAUUGAAAGUUUUAUGGUGCAACAUAUGCACAAAGCAAUAACUGUCUUCAUUGUGCUCAAGUUCGGGUAGGGGGGUUGGGGGUUGUCCACUAAAAGCUACAUAUAAGCAUCAGAGGAUGUAUGUAUAUAAUCUGUGACAUCACUUUUUAAAAAGAUUGCAUGAAAUUCUACAGUUUUUAACCAGAAAAAAAAAUGCCAACUUUAUAGUAUUUCUAAGUUGUCUCAGAAUUUUUAAAAAUUCUAUUUCAGGGAUUACAUCUGCCGUGUAUAAAUGAGGGAAGAUUAUGUAUGUGCCUUGCAGUCCUGUAAAUGAAAAAUGAGAUCCCUUUGGAUUGUAGAGUGUAUUAUGUAUUCUACAUUGUCAAUAUUAAGAGUUGCACCUUGAACUUAUUUUAUUGCCAGAGGGGGAAAAAAAAAAAAGCAGCGGUUCCAUAAAUUCCUUUUAAUGGGC